Cimex lectularius (bed bug) is the source of this 1560-nucleotide messenger RNA. RefSeq names its product NF-kappa-B-repressing factor. The record is from RefSeq and is a predicted model, not a curated record. NCBI's taxonomy places the organism in Eukaryota, Metazoa, Arthropoda, Insecta, Hemiptera, Cimicidae. Gene Ontology annotation, molecular function: nucleic acid binding. Bases 157 to 1503 code for a protein of 448 amino acids. The transcript is spliced from 7 exons.
UGGGAUUAAGUCAACAAAUGAGUAACCUUCAACUAACAACACAGGUGGACUGUUGCUCUAUGGCCAGUUAGAAAUUGUCACACGAAAUCCGUUCCUAAUGCCAAAUUCUUGUACAAUUGUGUUUACAUGACUUAGUACGUGGUACAUUGAUAGAAAAUGAGCAGGGAAAUAGAAAAGUACAGGUACGAUUACGAGGUAUCGAGCCAGUGGGAGCUGAGGAAAAAGUUCAUAUUGGCCCAUAGGGACAAAUACCCAGAGGAGCGUCUCGUCUGCCUUGCACAGAUAUUUUCAAACGUCCACUUUCUCGGUUGCCGGUAUGAAGAACCAGUUAUGGAAUUAAUGAGUGAGUUAUCGAAGGGCAUUGCAGUAAAUAAUGACAAAUGGAAAACACAAGCUUUUGUGUCAGCUUCCAGCGCUGUUGAACAAAGAGUUAAAGACCGACUCGGUGGGCAAAAUAGCAACAAAGCCCCUCAGAAUAAACCGCUGGCGACAUAUGUAAACUUUGUUAAAUCGGAAACAGAACAAAAUCCUAAUGUGCAAGAAAAUAAGAUUGGCUUAGAUGCACAUAGUGUGAAAUUGGGGAAACGACUGGUUGAGGAAGCCAAUUUAGAUAACGAGCCAACUACGAAGCGCCAAAGACUAAAUGCCGAGGUGACAAAAAUUAAAGAUGACAUACAAUACGUCAUCGACAGUGGGCCAUUUGGGCAAAUUGUACUUUUUGAAAGUUCAUACAAUAACGAAAGUACUAUAAGUGUUAUACAAAGGACUGUUAACGCUGCCCAUAUGGUUGUCAACUACAUUUUCACCUAUGACUCAAAUCAAACCACUUGCAAAAUGAUGCUUGAUGGGCUUUACCUUGCAACAGGUCAAGGGCCAUCACAAAAGAUCUCAAAAGAAGCUGCUUGCAGAGUCGCAAUUUCAAGGCUCAAAGAAACAUCCUUCACCAUUCUUGUAAAAGCGGUGUACAGUGGGAGUGAAAUUGUCGAUAGGAAUUUAGACAACAAGUUACCAGAAUUUAAGUCUGCCAGUGUUGAAGAAAAAAUUGAAGAUACCAACAUUGGGAGUAAGAUGCUCAAGCUCAUGGGUUGGCUUGGUGGCGGCCUAGGAAAAAAUGAACAAGGAAUGGCAGAGCCAGUCAAGGCUGUUGAAUCAAGUAUAAGAAGGGGCGGACUCGGGAUCAAAAACUUUUCAGAUUUUCGGGGGAAGGUGAAAAACAUAAUUAGGAAUUUUGCUUAUAGUAACACUAAAGAGGAUUUAGUAUUCUCACCAGACUUUUCAAAGGAUGAAAGGAAAUCUAUUCACAAUCUUGUCCAAGAGUUCAAUCUAAAGUCUCGAAGCUUCGGGAAAGAGGACAACCGUCACAUCGUGAUAUUCAAGAAAAUCAAACCACUUGAAAUAGUUGAAGAUUUACUCGUAUGUGGAGGGGAAACGGAUAAAUAUAAGCUUAUACCUCCUGAGUCGAUGAAGGACAGGUUUUCUCCUUAUUUAUCAGAUAAUGUUUAAAAUAAAAAACGUUACAAUCUUAAUUUCAAAAAUCCUCAAAUUUUAAUUAAUUAAAUA